Messenger RNA from Cordyceps militaris CM01, 1389 nucleotides. RefSeq names its product saccharopine dehydrogenase. Gene Ontology annotation, cellular component: cytoplasm. The record is from RefSeq and is a predicted model, not a curated record. Bases 1 to 1389 code for a protein of 462 amino acids. Lineage: Eukaryota; Fungi; Ascomycota; Sordariomycetes; Hypocreales; Cordycipitaceae. The transcript has 6 exons. Gene Ontology annotation, molecular function: saccharopine dehydrogenase (NAD+, L-lysine-forming) activity.
AUGGCGCCUUUUGUCACCUACAUUUCCGUCGCUCUUCGCAAGACCCUGUCACAAAUUAACUACACCCCGGCAUUCGCUGGUUGCAUUUCCCACUCCAAUCCAGAAAACCGCCCUUUGAACAAGCAAGUCACCAUGAACACCACUGUUAUCCACCUUCGAUCCGAGUCCAAGCCGCUGGAGCGGCGUUCUCCCAUUUCCCCGGCCUCCGCCAAGGCCCUGCUCGAAGCCGGCUAUGCUGUCCAUGUCGAGAAGAGCCCUGGACGAAUCUACAAGGACGAGGAGUUCGAGACAGUAGGUGCCAAGAUGGUGCCGGAGGGCUCGUGGCCUACUGUCCCAGAGGACCAUAUCAUUGCCGGCCUGAAGGAGCUUCCUGACGAUGGUAGCAGCUUACCCCAUUCGCACAUACAGUUCGGACACUGCUACAAGCAGCAAGACGGUUGGGCUGAGUACCUUGCCAGGUUCGCCCGCGGCGGUGGCAUACUCUACGACAUUGAGUUUCUGAAGGGCGAGGACGGAGUCCGAGUCGCUGCCUUUGGAUACUGGGCUGGAUAUGCGGGCGCUGCUGUCGCUCUCUUGGCUUGGUCUCACCAAGUGCAGCGGCCGGGUGUCCCUCUCGGCGCUGUGCCACUCUACAGCUCUGCUGCUGCCAUGGUAGACGACGUCAAGGCGAAGGUUUCAGACGCCCUGCGCACUGUAGGCGACUUUCCCCAGAUCAUCGUCAUCGGGUCGCUUGGUCGAUGCGGACGCGGCGCCAUUGAUCUCUGCCUGGCCGCUGGGAUUCCGCCCUCCACGCUUCUGAAGUGGGACAUGGCAGAGACGGCCAAAGGCGGCCCGUUCAAGGAGAUAACGGACUCGGACAUCUUCAUCAACUGUGUCUACCUGGGCUCGAAGGUCAUACCACCCUUCACUACUCUUGAGUCACUCUCGAAGCCAGGCCGACGUCUUCGCGUUCUCUGCGACGUGAGCCUGGACCCGAAUAACCCCAACAAUCCUGUGCCCGUCUACUCAAGCUACAGCAGCUUCAAGGAGCCUACACUCAAGGUCCCGGUCCAGGGCGACGGACCCGACCUGACAGUCGUCAGUAUUGACCACCUCCCGUCUCUAGUUGCUCGUGAGGCUAGUGAUGAGUUCUCGGGUCUGCUGCUGCCGAGCCUACUCACACUGAACCGCCGCAAAACCGAGGGGGUCUGGACGGGAGCAGAGAAGCUGUAUCACCAAAAGGUCCAGGAGAUUCCAAGCAGUGCACAAUUUAGUCUUAGAAAUGCCAUUAUUGAAUUCUGUAUCUCCUACGGCGGUAUAAAAGGGGGCGCGCGCCCGGUGUGGCCUCAGGUUAGGUCUAGCCCGGAGUGGGGCUCGAGCCCGACUCCUUCACAAGUAUUACUGCUAUAG